AUGGGCUCUCGUCAUGAGAUUAAUUCAAGCGCUGUGCGCAAAAGGAUUGAAAAUCAUGACUUCAGUAAUGAAGCCGGAGAGGAAUAUGAGGCCUCCAGCUUUGGCGGGUUUGGGGACUAUAUGCGGCGCAAAAAGAUGAAGCUGCAGAACCUCGAUGCUGAAAUCAGAGCCUCCGCUGGUGACUGCCCGCCGAUAUUCCGUGGCGUGGUUGCUCAUGUGAAUGGAUAUACCCAGCCUUCGCUUCAAGAUCUCCAUCGCAUGAUUGUUAGCCAUGGAGGUGGCUUUCUCCAAUAUCUGGAUGGAAAGACCGUGGCAACGCAUGUCAUUGCCAGUGCUCUUACACCCAAGAAGUGUGAAGAGUUCCGUCGAUACCGCAUAGUGAAACCCGCAUGGGUGACCGACAGUAUAAAGGCAGGCCGCCUACUCCCAUGGGAUGAGUAUAGAGUACUAGAUGAAGGUCAGACGCAAAAAGUGCUCAAAUUUGGCGAUGGCCGGUUCACAAGCCAGACAAACAGCCCUCGCACUGGCUAUAAGGAGCAAUCAAGAACCAGCUGGUAUACUUCCCAGUUGAGGGACGGGAGCUCAGGUGGUCAAGGUGACUUUGUAUCAUCAUCAAAACCAUUGACACCACCUGCACCACCACAAAUAGCACAAAAACCAACACCAGCUUUGCCGAGCCAGCCAUCUCAGUCAGAUUAUGGCGAUUUCCCUAGCUUCACCACAGAGGAUGAGGCACGAGAACAACCCACACCUCAACUUGAACAAAAUACACCAAUCAAUGGCCAAGCUGUACGAACUCCAGAGCAAACGCCAAAUUUAAACAAAGAGGACACAGCAUCAGAACCACCAUCUGAUGCAACGGAAACACCCUCACUUCUCCAAAAAAGCCCCAAGAAACCUGACCUCACCUCUGAAGAGUACAAUGCCCAGCUUCUUGCUGACCCAAGGAUGCAAAAAUCCAGUGUCAGUAAUCCUGACUUUCUACAGCAGUAUUACAGAGAGUCCCGUCUACAUCAUCUUUCAACAUGGAAGGCAGAGUUAAAGGCCCAACUUCAAGCAGCAACAAAGGAAAAGUCAAUGUCCCAGGCAUCAAAAAAGAAGCCACCACCAGGUGCAAGGAGAUACAUCUUGCAUGUAGACUUCGACUCAUUUUUCGCAGCUGUAUCCCUUCUCAAGCACCCCGAGCUGCGAGACAAACCAGUUGCUAUUGCACAUGGCUCUGGAUCAGGCUCUGAAAUCGCUAGCUGCAACUACCCUGCACGUGCGAAAGGUGUCAGGAAUGGAACGUGGAUGAAGGGUGCUUUGCAAGUGUGUCCUGAUCUCAAAGUCCUUCCCUACGAUUUCCCCGCCUACGAAGACGCCAGCCGUAAGUUCUACAGCUCAAUACUUGCCAUUGACGGGAUCGUGCAAAGUGUCAGUAUCGACGAGGCGUUGGUCGACGUCAGCAACCUGUGUAUAGAGGCCGGUGGAUCAGAUGGCAAGGCGGUUUCAGAAGGGUCAGUUGAUCGUGAGCAAGCCAAAGCAGAUGAGCUAGCUCAAGAUCUACGGGAUUCAAUAAAACAGAAGACCGGAUGUGCAGUCUCUGUUGGCAUUGGCAACAAUAUUUUGCUUGCAAAAGUGGCACUACGCAAAGCAAAACCUGCUGGCCAAUUUCAACUAAAGCCGGAAGCCGUCCUGGACUUUAUUGGAAAUCUCACCAUUCAAGAUCUCCCAGGAUUUGGAUAUAAUAUGGGAACCAAGAUGGAGGGACUUGGGGUGAAAUAUGUGAAAGAUAUCAGGGAUCUCACGAAAGAGAGAUUAAUCUCUGGACUGGGACCCAAAAACGGCAUCAAAUUAUGGGAAUACUCCCGCGGGAUCGAUCGAACGGAGGUUGGAGACCAAGUUGUGAGGAAGUCGGUUUCAGCUGAGGUCAACUGGGGCAUUCGAUUUGUCAACCAGGAGCAGGCAGAUGACUUUGUGAAAUCUUUGUGCGAAGAGCUGAAUCGCAGACUGAUGGAAAACCUGGUGAAGGGCAAGCAGCUCACACUCAAGGUUAUGCGACGGUCUAUGGAUGCACCGCUGGAGCCAGUUAAGCAUCUAGGGCACGGGAAGUGCGAUACCUUCAACAAAAGCAUUGCCCUUGGCGUUGCGACAAAUGCACCAGACAUCAUUGGCAAGGAAGCGAUAUCGAUGUUGAGAAGUUUCAAAUUCUCACCUGGAGAUUUGAGAGGGCUGGGGGUACAGAUGACCAGACUUGAACCAAUCAAGACUGGCUCUUCAGGCCUGGAAAGUAGCCAACGACAGCUCAACUUUUUCAAAUCUCCACCGCCAAAGAAGACCAUAGCAGAUAUGGAUCCCGACGAACUUGAAAGUCCAAGCAAAGACAACUCCAUCCGUAUUCAAGCAGACCCAGUACUCAGCGAUAGUGCCCAUAAGCCUCUCAACAUCUCGGGGUCUCAGUUUAUCAUGCCCACCCAAGCGGACCCUAAAGUCGUCUCCGAACUGCCAACGGAUAUCAGGUCAAGGCUUGUUGCCCAAGCAAAACCUCGACAAAUCCCUCGCUCAGGGUCUCCAUGUCCUCCCCCAAGUGUAUUGCGACAAUCUGCCCAAGCAGUUCUUCCUCCCCAGUCUCAACUUGACCCUGAUGCUCUAGCAGCAUUACCUGAAGAUGUCCGUAACGAAGUCUUAGGAUACUACGAUCACUCAUCAGCUGCCGCACCUCCACCACCCGCAGUUCCUGCCCAACAACCACCGACCGCUCCAUCACUUAAGCUGAAAAGACCAGCCUCACCACCCAAAAAGAGACGUGGUCGUCCACCAAAGAGCGCAUCGCUUGCAAACAAGGCCAAGCCUAUUACUCAGUCGAGUUUUGCCCUCCCACGACCGGCGGCUGUAUCUGCCAGACCCGAAGAACAGAAUUUGUCAAGACAGGCAUCACCAAGCAGCGAAGAGCAAACGGAGGCUUCUGCCGAGUUUCUUGCCGCGUUACCAGAGGACAUUCGACAAGAAGUGCUAGAGGAACAAAAGCGCACUCGCAUGCAACAGCGGCCACAACCGGUUGCACCCCUACAAAGGCCUACAUCUCGGGGCCAAGGACAGACUGCACACUCUGCACAAGCCCCGGUAGAGAAACGUCUCUCUCUUCCCCCUCUCCCCAAACGACCUGUAUUUACAUCGCAGCGCCUCUCACAAUUGCCAGAUCUUAGAGAUGCCGUCGGUUCAUGGCACAAGGCAUUUGCAGCUGGGGGCCCAUACAGCGAAGAUGUCACCUCAUUAUGUACAUAUCUCAGUAGUGUGACGAUGGAAGAGAAAGACCUGGACAAAGCUGUUUCGGUGGUGCGCUGGCUGAUGUGGCUCGUCGAUGAGCACUCGCGAGAGCAGAGACCAGAAGAGCCGCAUGGAUCCCGGCUUGAGGGAACUGUCACCUGGGACAAGGCUAUCUUAACGAUGGAAAGCAGUGUCCAAGGAGCUCUAGAAGAGAGAGGAUUGCCUCCUGUCGACUUUGAGUAA
This is a messenger RNA of Penicillium antarcticum, 3489 nucleotides long. Its product is annotated as putative DNA damage repair protein Mus42. The record is from RefSeq and is a predicted model, not a curated record. Bases 1 to 3489 code for a protein of 1162 amino acids. Gene Ontology annotation, cellular component: nucleus. Gene Ontology annotation, molecular function: DNA-directed DNA polymerase activity; deoxycytidyl transferase activity; damaged DNA binding. Gene Ontology annotation, biological process: error-free translesion synthesis; error-prone translesion synthesis. The transcript is spliced from 2 exons. NCBI's taxonomy places the organism in Eukaryota, Fungi, Ascomycota, Eurotiomycetes, Eurotiales, Aspergillaceae.